UUUGAAGUAGUAUAUACACAGGUGCGCUGCGCCAGCUUUUCUAAAUAAACGACAAGGUGCACUAUUGGAGCUAUCUAAACAUACAAGAAGUGAUCAAAGUUCAGAGACUAUGCCCAUCAUGAUAAACAACGGAAAACUGUCCUCUUCAGGGGCAAGGUGUGCAAGGAGACAUGUCCUCGGCAGUGUGCAAGCCUGACAGAUGAAAGAAAACUCCAGCUAUUCACAGAGUUUUAUGCUGUCUCUUAUGAGAGGCAGCAGGCCAUCAUUCUUUCUAGUUUGGAGCAGGCCUCAUAGCAUUCAUCCUGCAGUGAGAGAGGGAAUAAGAGAGCAUAUCCAGAGCUUCCCACGCCAACCGAACCACUACUCACGGAUGAAGGGAGAUGUGGAGAGGGAGUACCUGAGCCCUGAUUUAAACCUGCUCCGCAUGUAUCGCCUCUACAAGGAAAAUAAUCCAUCAUCUACUGCAAAGUUCUGGCUCUACAGGGACAUCUUCAAGCAGCAGAACCUCAGUUUUGGGCAGCCAAGAAGUGACACCUGUGCAAAAUGUGAUGCCCUGUUCUCAAAAUUAACAGCUGCAACAACAGAUGGAGAAAGGCUGAAGAUUGCAACUGAAAGUGAGCUUCAUCACCGUAAAGCUGAAAAAGCAUAUACCCAGUUGCAGGCUGACACAGAGUGGGCCAAAGCCAAUAAAGACUGCCAUGUCAUUUGUAUUGACAUGCAGGGGGUAGUGUACACACCAAACCUGACACAUUCCAACGUGUACUAUCAACGGCAGUUGGCCAACUACAACCUUUGUAUCCAGGAGAUGGGCACUGACAAUCCUCCUACAAUGUGCCUCUGGCAUGAGGGCAUCGCUCACAGAGGUUCCAUUGAGGUAGCAAGCUGUCUUUUGAAGUGGGUAGAAACAUCUUUUGCUCCCCUUGUCCAUGCAAAGGAACGGAAGCUCAUUAUCUAUAGUGACCGAUGCUGUGGGCAGAACAACAACUGGCGAGUCCUAAACCUAAUGGCCCUGCUCGUGUCCAGACGUUAUUUCAGUCAGAUAGAGCAGAAGUUCAUGGUAUCUGGUCACUCCUUCCUUCCCUGUGACCGUUCCUUUGCCACACUGGAGAAGAGGCGUAAGGUGUCCACACUCUACACCCCCAGCAAUGUCGCUGAGAUGAUCCAUGGAGCCAGGCAACAGCAUCCAUUCAAAGUCAUAGAGAUGGCAUGUGCAGACUUCAGGCAGCUCCCUGACUCAACACUAAAGCGUCCACCUGGCUUACUAAUCACAUCCAUGAUGUGGUUGAAAGUGACAGCCAGUCUCUAUGAGGGAUGGAAGACCUGGCUGAUCACCAAACAGAGGAAGAAUCAACCACCUCCAGCUCCCUUGUUCUCCAGCACAUAUGCUCGAGCUUACGAGGACCCUCUCCCUGUCAAGAAGGAGAAGUACCAUGACCUUAUGUCAAUGCUAGCCUACAUGCCAGUGGAGGCCCAAGCAUUUUAUGAGACACUAGAAUGUGAAGAGUAG
Messenger RNA from Labeo rohita (rohu), 1507 nucleotides. RefSeq lists its product as uncharacterized. The transcript has 4 exons. The coding region runs from base 200 to 1507 and encodes 435 amino acids. The record is from RefSeq and is a predicted model, not a curated record. NCBI's taxonomy places the organism in Eukaryota, Metazoa, Chordata, Actinopteri, Cypriniformes, Cyprinidae.